AUGAAUGUCAGGUAUCCCCUGGAUACUGAAACGCUCUGUGCUCACCAGUUGGAGCUUCGCAAACAGCUGGGUCCUCUGCCGGACACCUUGAGGGUGCGUUCGAUCGAAGUCGCCAAUGUCGAGCCAAGCUCCCCUUCUCUAACCUGCUACCUGACUGAUCGUCAUGAGACGUGGAGCUCUCAUGGGUGCUCGGGGAGAAUGGUCCUACAUCGUCGCGAACUUCUACUAGCAGGCUUCGCUGCUUUUAUUGCUUGGGGUCUGCUCGUGCAGCGGUGGCCGCUUCUUCGCUAUCUGGGAUAUGCGUUGACCACUGGGGCCGUACUGUCCUCUGUCGGUCUCUUAGCCCUGUUGGCUCUUACUCGCAGAACCCGAAACCAAAUCAAUCCGGGGCGAAGAAGAUCUCCGCUCGCAUUUAUUAAGGCUGGUCAAUGGCGCAAGGAAGUGUUCAAUGUACGCAGGACCGUUCGAUACCAGCCGCGACCUCUCUACCCGCAAUCCUUCGUUGUGUCCGAAGAGAUCGACGAGCUCUUGUCACUCAUAAACAGAGACUUUGUGUUAACAUGGUACCGACACAUAAGUCCAAAUCCAAGUUUUGGACAUGAAAUCGACAGAGUGAUUCGAGCGGCGCUUGAGAAUAUCCGAGACCGAGUCCUCGCAGAAGACCUGGUUUCCUUGGUCGUAUCCCGUAUCGUUCCAAUUCUGACAAGUCAUCUGAGGGAGUUUGACGUGGCUGAGCGCUCAGUACGCGGGCGCAAUUUGGAUCGCAAUGUGACAGAAUCUGAAGAAUUAGAUUUGGCCAUUGCCAACAAGUUUCGCGAGGGCCGCCUUCACCCGGCAGUCGCACUCUCCUCAGCAGAUCAAAAGACUGUGCAGCAAGAGUACUUACGCAAGAUUGCCACGGGGCUCUUGCCUCUGCUCUUCCCGGAGAGUGUUGUCAAAAGUAGAAUUGUCUCGGUCCUGAUUCGCGAAAUUAUCGCCUGCGCAGUAUUACUCCCAGUAAUGACCGCUCUAUCCGACCCAGAUACUUGGAAUCAACUGAUGGAGAUGUAUGGAAGGACAGCGUUGCAAGAUCGCAAAACCGUGCGGAAACUUCGAGCUGCGUUGGAUGAACAUGCUUCGCCGGCCCCGAAAUCAAAACGAGGCAGCCUUUCCCGAAGCUCAAUCCUAAUGAUUCGGAACGGGCUUUCGAACGAUUUCCAGCUCAAGCGAGAGAGCAUGGUGGAAGGACAGGACCAAGUCUACAUAAAGCGUCUUGAGACUGGGAAAAGGGUUUUAGAUCAAAAAGUUGCCAAGCUCUCAACACCUGGCGAUUCAUCUCAUGCCGCUGUCUUAGCGCCUACGCAAACCACUCAGGAUGUUACAUCUAUGACUCAAGAAUCUUCAUUGGUUGAUGUGCUUCACAGUGCGACUGGCUUAUCGUAUUUCAUGGAGUUCAUGGACCGUCAGAAAUUGAUGCCUUUGGUCCAAUACUGGAUUGUUGUGGACGGGUUCAGGAACCCGUUAGAAGAUGACUUUGGCGAUGAAACUCCAUCUACAUCAGUUACAUGGACAUCGACAGACAGGAACGACCUUGCUCUUCUAAGCGAGGCUUAUCUUUCGAAACCAGAACUUCAAGUCUCCGAGGAGUCUCGGAGAGCAGUGAAAGCGUUCUUGGGCGCAGGCAAGCGUGCGACUCCUGAACAAUACCGCAAGGCUAGGACCGUGGUCUUAUCUACCCAAUCUGCAGUCUUUGAACGGCUGGAGAGCGCAUACUAUCCCAAAUUCAAGGAGUCAGACCUAUACUGGAAGUAUCUAGCUUCAGAACAGACAUCUGGUGUUCAGGCGCAUCCACUUCGGAGCUCAUCUCCAGCUUCUGUCUCCACAAACCCACCGGAACGACGGCCCUUACCUCCCCUGCGUACCGGUAUACAGCCAUCAGGAAAGCCGUCUAGGGAUCUUCGAAGAGCAGCUGUCUCAUCGAGUGACAUUCGAGGAAUGGGCAAGCUCUUUGACGAUGAGGACUCACCUCGACGAUCCAUUGACUCAGAGAGAUCUGCCCCUCUUUUCGGCGAUGACUAUGACUCGGACCACCUCGCCAUGUCCACCCACAGUUUGGGUAAGGAUUCGCAGAAUGGCGACACAGAUCCUACUCAAACCCAAGUUCUUGAAACGAUGGGGGCUGCGCUGAACGAUAUCAUUAUAAAUGAGCCUCGAGGGGCAAAGGGAGAAGACGUCAGAGGCAGCGAAACCUCCACGUCUCUUUUCGGCUCGGAAUACCCAGAACACUCGCCUGUCGGCUCCUCUGAAGCAGGACGCCAGAACGGGCCUGCGAUGGAAAGGACCAAGAAGAACAUCGCCUCUCUUGGCUUGGUUGACUAUUCAUCCCGCAAUGGUGUCUUUGAUGAUGAGCUAUUUGCAGAUCAGCAGAAAUUUAUCGAAGAUGAAUACGAAGAGCCAGUCGGCACUGAUGACAAGGAUCCAGCAGAUGAAGUUCAUGAAGCUGCACCUGGCGAUCUUGGUCUGACCGAAGCCAUCGAGGCUCUGACGAUUGAAAUCGACAAAUUGACUUCUCAAGGCUCUGUGGUCGAAGCCUUGACCAGGAAGGCCGAGCUGACGAAUAAUACUGCCGAGUUAAGGAUUUUGCAUAAAUCCAAGGUCAGCAUUGAGCGCGAAAUACAUCGCAAAGAGAUGCAACGACAGCAGUAUAUCAUCCAAGAAAGCGACAACAGUCUGUAUGGUCGAUCGAGCGUUCGUAUCAAAUCAAUUGUCGUAGGUAAAGAAGAGGAUGGUCGGGAGUUUGCCAUGUAUGUGAUUGAGGUUCAACGAAAUGCUGGUGAGCAAAUGCCUGCUGCGUCAUGGGUCGUCCCUCGCCGGUACAGCGAAUUUCAUGAACUCCACCAGAAGUUGCGCUUAAGCCGUGAUCUACGUGCCUUUCUGUCCCAGCAAGCCAUCGUUCCUCUGCAUGAAAAGGAAGGCGCACGAAGUAGCGAAGGAGAUACCCAAGAUCUUGUUACACGUAUCUACAAUUCGGUCACGGAUGGAAUGGAUGAUUUCCUGGGCAACUUUGGUGUUCUCGAUCAGCUCUCUACAGCAGGGCAGAACCUCAUCUCCGCUGCAACACAGCAAAUCAGCAUCGGCACUGGCAAUGACCCAGUCCUUGCGAGCGAAGAUGCCGUCACGUCGGCAGAGGCUGAAGCAGAGCUCAAUGCCUUUGAAGACCGGGAGCUUGAACCGUUUAUCAAGCCUAUAUGCGACCUUUUUCUAGAAGCCUUUGAAUUAAAUCGCGGCAACAACUGGCUGCGCGGCCGAGCGGUUGUUGUUGUCUUGCACCAGCUGCUUGGUGGCACUAUCGAGCGUAAAGUUCGCGAUAGUGUCCGCUCCGCCUUCCAGGAUGAACCACUCAUGCGCCAUCUCACUCUCCUGCGCACUACCAUGUGGCCCGACGGGCAAUUGCGCAAAUUCAGUCCUCGCUCUGACGCCGAACGACGCAAGAGUCGAACAGAGGCAACAGUGGUCCUCGCCACCUUGAUCCCAGACCUAGCAGCGAAUGUGGUCGGUCGAGCAAAUGCGCAAGCUGCCGCCCGCCGGAUCUUCGCUACACUGAACAACAAGCCCUUGAACACUCAUCUCGCCUUUACCCUGCUUGAUGAAAUUAUCCUUGUUUUCUUUGGCAGUCGUGUCCGCUGA
Penicillium chermesinum is the source of this 3666-nucleotide messenger RNA. RefSeq names its product putative intermediate filament protein (Mdm1) (gene rgsC). The transcript has 4 exons. Gene Ontology annotation, molecular function: phosphatidylinositol binding. Lineage: Eukaryota; Fungi; Ascomycota; Eurotiomycetes; Eurotiales; Aspergillaceae. The record is from RefSeq and is a predicted model, not a curated record. The coding region runs from base 1 to 3666 and encodes 1221 amino acids. Gene Ontology annotation, cellular component: intracellular membrane-bounded organelle.